AUGGCUCCCAAGUUACCUCAACCCCCACGGUUCUACUGUGCAAUGUUGUUGGUCGUUGCCCUAGCUUGCGUCUAUGGAGUCUCGACGGCUACAAACCAAACCAUGGGAUCUCAGACGCCACUUCAUGCUCUCGGUCUUGACCAAUCGCGUAUCCGAGUCUACCGGCACCUACGGGCAGGCGAAGGCGCCAGCUUCGAAGAGAGGCUGUUCGAAAACAUUCCCAAGCUGAUGGAGAAGCUAAAGCCAGACAAACAAAAGGCAGCAAACAAGUACUUCGCCAAGCUGAAACUUGGCAAACCUACCUUCAACCUGUUCGACGACCCUGCAUUCCAGAAGUUCGAGCGCUUCAUGGCUAAGUCUUACAAGAAAACGCCAGACGCAGUGGAUGCAGCGAUGCUAUCAACGUUGACAACUCAAUACGGAGAUGAAGCUGUGGCCCAGAUGCUCGUAGCCGCCAGAAGUUCCACUCUUGCUACCAAACUGGAGGGAGUCCAGUUCUCCAAUUGGAUUCGCCAGGAAAAAACGGCGGACGAUGUGUUCAAGUUGAUGAAGCUGGACCAGGAAGCGGACAGCAUACUGGAGAACCCCAUCUUGAAGCGGACGCUCUAA
Phytophthora sojae is the source of this 609-nucleotide messenger RNA. RefSeq lists its product as hypothetical. The transcript has a single exon. NCBI's taxonomy places the organism in Eukaryota, Oomycota, Peronosporomycetes, Peronosporales, Peronosporaceae. Bases 1 to 609 code for a protein of 202 amino acids. The record is from RefSeq and is a predicted model, not a curated record.